Molecule: messenger RNA, 630 nt
Organism: Olea europaea var. sylvestris
Lineage: Eukaryota; Viridiplantae; Streptophyta; Magnoliopsida; Lamiales; Oleaceae
Exons: 3
Coding region: 1-630 (209 amino acids)
Source: RefSeq, a predicted model, not a curated record
AUGGAUGUUGGACACAUCAUCUUGGGACGACCUUGGUCAUUUGACCUAGAUGUAACCAUCUAUGGUCAAUCCAAUUCCUGCUUCUUCGUGUUUAAUGGAAAGAAAAUUCACCUUAACCCACUGCCUCCGAAGCCUGUUGGCCCACUGGAAACGAAGAAAAGUGUGGAACGAAAGGGAUUGCAUAUCAUUAGUCCUACGGAGUUUGAGCGUACACUUGUUGGUGACUCAGUUGUCUUUGCUUUGGUGGUCAUGGAGGUCCCAUCACACUCCGCGAUAGAGAGCCCUGUUGAAGUCCUAUCGGUCCUCCAAAAGUUUCGAGAUGUCUUUCCAGAGGACCUCCCUGAUCAUCUAUGUAUUGAGAAGCGACAAUAUUUUAACAUGAUUUUUAAGUUGAAUCCUAAAGCGAGACGAAUUCAUUACAAUCUACCUCCACUAAGGGAUAUUCAACAUGCCAUAGACUUCGUUCUGGGGGCAUCCCUCCCAAAUUUGCCUCAUUAUAGGAUGAAUCCUACCGAGCACCCUGAACUUCAAAGGCAAGUGGAUGAUCUCCUUCACAAGGGAUUCAUUCGUGAGAGUUUAAGCCCGUGUGCGGUCCCCGCCCUAUUGACGCCCAAAAAGGAUGGCUCUUAG